This is a messenger RNA of Paramisgurnus dabryanus, 4105 nucleotides long. RefSeq names its product adrenoceptor alpha 1D (gene adra1d). Gene Ontology annotation, biological process: phospholipase C-activating G protein-coupled receptor signaling pathway; positive regulation of vasoconstriction; cell-cell signaling. Gene Ontology annotation, cellular component: plasma membrane. Gene Ontology annotation, molecular function: alpha1-adrenergic receptor activity. Lineage: Eukaryota; Metazoa; Chordata; Actinopteri; Cypriniformes; Cobitidae. The record is from RefSeq and is a predicted model, not a curated record.
UGCCACCAGUAGCAGCCUGUUCAUAACAAACACAAAGUGUUUUUAGACUUUGGAGCAACGUUGCUUACUAUUUUAUUCUACCUCAAUUGUUUAAAACUAAUAUCUAGCUUGUAGCUGUGAACAUGUGCAGAAAAAUCCUUAACAUUUUACUGCCAUACAGAUGUGUGGUACGCAGCAGGCAGUUCAUUUGGCUUUGAUGUUAAUGAACACAACAGGGUGAAUUUGAUAAAAUCAACAUCAAUUGGAACAACGUGCCAGAACAAGGAUGUAAGAAUGGUUUCAAAAGUGACCUAACGUGAAGACUUCAAGCAUCACCGUCGGAAACAACAAAUAGAAAGCAUUUAUGGAGUUUCAAAAUGACAUUUUCUAACCUGCUGAACGAAAGCAAUGAUGAAUUCACUUCGGACGAGGCGCUUAACUUGUCUUUAUCCAACAUCAGCAACACCUGUGUGGGCAUCACCCUGGACGCGCAAGUCAUCGGUGUUGGAAUCUUCCUGGCCGCUUUCAUUAUAGCGGCGAUCGUUGGAAACAUUUUGGUGAUCCUUUCGGUGCUGUGCAACAAACAUUUGCAGACGGUCACAAACUUCUUCAUCGUGAACCUGGCCAUAGCGGACCUGCUGCUGAGCAUCAUAGUUCUGCCUUUCUCCGCGUCUCUGGAGGUUUUGGGAUGCUGGGUGUUCGGGCGCAUCUUUUGCAACAUCUGGGCAGCGGUGGAUGUCCUCUGCUGCACGGCGUCUAUAUUAAGUUUGUGCAUUAUAUCCAUAGACAGGUACAUUGGGGUGAAAUAUUGCCUAAAAUACCCCACCAUCAUGACCGAACGGAAAGCUGGUGUCAUACUGGUGCUGCUCUGGGUUUCUUCGAUGGUUAUUUCAAUCGGACCCUUGUUGGGCUGGAAGGAGCCUCCACCUUUGGACGACAGCAUCUGCAGCAUCACGGAGGAACCGGGUUACGCGCUCUUCUCCUCGUUAUUCUCCUUCUACCUUCCGCUCAUGGUGAUUUUAGUUAUGUACAUUAGGGUGUAUAUCGUGGCCCGCAGGACUACUAAAAGUUUGGAAGCGGGUGUAAAACGCGAGAGGGACAAAUCAGUGGAGGUGGUGCUGCGGAUACAUUGCCGGAGCGCGCCGGAGGACGCGAGCACCAGCUCGAAAAGCAAAAGCCAUCCGUUCAGAAGUUCACUGUCUGUCAGACUCAUGAAGUUCUCCAGGGAGAAGAAGGCUGCUAAAACCCUCGCCAUCGUCGUGGGGAUGUUCAUUCUUUGUUGGCUACCUUUUUUCUUCGUUUUGCCUUUGGGCUCCUUCUUCCCAGCUCUGAAGCCCUCAAAGAUGGUGUUCAAAGUAAUCUUUUGGCUGGGGUACUUCAACAGCUGCAUUAACCCAGUAAUUUACCCCUGCUCCAGCAAGGAGUUCCAGCGCGCCUUUACGCGGCUACUGCGCUGUCAGUGCCAGCGUCGCCAUCGGAUCCUGCGCCGUUUCUACGACCAACGCUGGAGGACGGCCAUGAGAGGAGACCCCCACCGGGACUUUUGCUCUGGAUUUCCCUUCCACGAGCAAUGCGAAAACUCUAUCUAUUCCUGCCAGACCAAGAGCCGGCCUCUUAGCCUGAAAGGCUGGAGCUUCUUUCCACCGUUACAGAAGUCCUCCUUCCAGCUGAAGGAGAAAAUGAACAACCUUUCCAAUAAGAUCAAGAACGGGACGGGGAAGAGCGGCACGCCCGCUUUGAGCCGUACGGAGAUCGACACGGUCUCGAUGGGGAUCUAUACCGACUGCGCCGAACAGAGCGGCUACCAAAUUUAUGACCUCACGGAGUGCUACGGCCUGAAGGAAACAGACAUCUAAACAAAGAGAGAGAUCGCUGUAUGUGUUCUCCUAGACAUUGACAUGCAUUGAAAUAUUUAGGAUAUGAUUAAUUUUUUAACAUAUCAUUUUUGCUCACAAAUGUACAUUCUAAGCAAAUCUGAGCUGAAAUGACAAUGUGUUCAUGGAGAUAAAUGUAUUUCACGUGGAUAAUUUAAGAAUGUUACUUUCUGGGUGUAAAAAGUACACUGAAUGCCAAAAUAAGGAAAAAACGUAACUGCACUGGACCAGAUGUGCCAUCUUAUGGCAAAGAAAAUAGACUCAUGAUUGUCGGGUUUGUGUAAACUGUGUUGUCCGAAUGUCAUGAUAACCAGCAAGGCAACAUUUAAGUUAAAUGUUUGAACUGUUUUUGCAAAGAAUCGUGUGUUGACCGUUAAGUAGGAACGGAAACGCAUUUAACUGUGACGUACUCUAUACAGACUGUUGAAUCCAUCACACUAAUUACUAUUGACAAAAUGAUUCACUGUGAUUUACAUAGUGAAACUCACUUUUAAAUGAUUCAGAUGAUUUAUAAUUGAUUUGGGGAUACAUAACUUAAAUGUGAGGCACAAUUUGUAAUAGAUGUUUUAAAGGGUGGUUAAAGGAUUACUAUCAUUACUACUUUCAUAAAAAAUCCCAAUAAUUUACUCACCCCCAUGUCAUUCAAUUCUUUCUUUAGUAAAAAAAUGUUUUUGAGGAAACCAUUUCAAGAUUUUUUCCAUAUAGGGGACUUUAGUGGUCCUCAAUGGUUUACAGUUUCAAUGCAGUUUAAAAUUGAAGUUUCAAUCGUCAGAAACGAUCGUCAUUUUUGCCAAAACAAUAUAAAAAUAUGGACUUUUUAACCGCACCUUCUCGUCUUGCACUAGCUGUGUGACAUGCCAGCAUGACCUUACGUAUUACUUAAUCAAGUCGAAAGGUCACGCAUUACAUAUGUGAAACGCACACUUGUGGACCAUUUUCAACAAUAAACUGACACAAAGACAUAAAUUAGUAUCAUUUCACAUACAACAUACCAGAGCCGAUCCUCCCUAUACGCAGGGUACGCAAGCUGCACUGAGCCCAGAACCACUAGGGGGCCCCCUUGCUCUUAACUUCAUGCAGCGCUGCACAGACCAAUUGACCUGUAAUCAUUUUAAAACAAAGCACAUUACGUCUAAAGUUUGCAUAUUGCGAGAAUUAUUGAUGUGUUUUGGUAUGUUUACCACUGGAUUAAACUAUAGUAGUCAACAUUUGAAGUGGAUCAAAAACAUUCAUCAAACUUGUCCUAAGACAAGAACGGGUACUGGGUAUUGGUUUUAAGACAACUUUUAGGAAAGGUUUUGAUCCACUUCAAAUGUUGACUAGUGUAUAUUGAUCAUGCCUUAGGAAUGGUCCUCUUUCUCCACACUUGUAAACACUGGAGCAGGAUUGACCUUUCGAAGUGAUUACAUAAUGCGUAAGGUCACACUGGCGCAUCACUCAACUAGUGCAAGAGAGAAAGUGUGGUUAAAAAGUCCUUUUUUUUUUGCGAAAAACGUUUUGCUAGAUAAAUCCCUUAUGCCUUGGUUGGGAUUGUUUAGAGGCCUUUAAAGCUGCACAGAAACUGUAAACUGUUGAGGUCCAUUUAAUAUGGAGAAAAAUCCUGGAAUGUUUUCCUAAAAAAAACUUAAUUUCUUUGUGACUGAACUUGGUUGACAUUGGGGUUAGAAAUAAUUUUCGGAUUUUUUAUAAAAGUGGAAUUAAAUACUGUGUGCUAUUUAUGAAUCUCCAUUGAGCACUAAAGUAAUGACAUUUCAGUCAUUCACAAAAGGACCAACAGUUCCUCGCUCCUGGACUACAACUCAAUUUGUGUUGUUGAAAAAGAUUUGGGUUUCUUUGUAAUGCUGAUGUGAUCAUGUCUUUCAGUGUCAACUAUUAAGCAGAAUAAACCUGAACAAGAGCAUGCAGAAUCUUGAUCUCAUACAUUCAUAAAUCAAUGAAUCAUUUCAUGCAACAAACUCCUGGAGCAAAGCACCAAAUGCAAAGUAUUGUUUUGUGAGCCUGUCAAAAUAAAUAUUUAUAAUAUAUGAUAUCCACUUUAUUGUUAUAGCUCUGCAUUUUACUGUUAUUGUCUGAAAAACUAUAGGAAUUUUAGGAGAAAAAUUUUGUCUGUUACUUACGGGGAAAAAAAAAUUCUGUAAUUUAUUGUGCCCAUUAUUUUACUGUACUUUUCCGGCACUUCAGCUGCUGGAAUUUUACAUUUUUUUUAAGUGUAGGUAUAAUUGAAAACUCUAUUCAUUUACAAAGUAAUUCAG